AUGGAGAAUGACGACAUUGGUGAUGCGAAAGAUGAUCAUUUGAAUAUGGAUUAUUUAGAUGAUCGGAGGAGUUCGAUUCGGUACUCAAUGUCAUCGAGGUAAAGAUCUGAAAUUUUGAAAAAAUGUAUGUGUAUUGGAAACUUUAGUCUAAAAAAUUUUGAUUUUUUUUAAAGAUUUUCUUGAAAAAUUGAGCUUCAGAUUUCUAGAAUUUUUUCUACAAGACUAAAGCUCAAUGUUAAUUCUGGCGUUUUUCUGAAAACCUCUUCAUUUUAUCUGAAAUCUUCGCUUCUGAUUGAGGCCCUUUAUUUUCGAACACACUUCAAAAGUUCAACCCACUCCUGAACGUUUGAUUUAAACCACCUGCUCAAAAUUUCUCAUUUUUUCAAUUCUCAAAAACAUCCAUCUUCUCGCAAAAAUAUUAUGACGUAUUUAUGUAUAGUCAGACCGAAUCCGCAGAAUUUGAAAUCAGAAAAUCAUGAUACAUAGUUCAUUACACCUGACUCGUUUGGUGCAAAUUUGUAGUCUCUUGAUUUCUCUGGAAGUUUUCUAUUUCUUUUCCCAUAAGAUUUUUAGUGUUUCCGUGUUUUAUGGGCAAAGAUUUGUGUUUGCUCAUAAAAAAUCUAGAAAUUCGAGAAAUAUUCUAAUGCUUUUUGUGAAGAAAAAUGAAUUUCGAAGAGUUCGAUUUUUUUUUUUUGGAUGAAAGGUUGUUUUUUGAAUAAUUGUCGGAAGCAAUCUAAUCAGCUAUUCUGAAAAUUGCACACUUAAACUUUUCUGAACACCUUAAAGUUUUUUUCAAAAAUUGUUUCACGAAUAGAAGAAAAUUUAUGUACAUUUCCCCUAAAAGAAAUUCAAAAACCCUCCACUUGUGGUAAAAUCAAAUUAUUUUUCAGACAUUCUUCGGUCUCGAUAAAUCUCCCGAUGGAAAAUGGACUUCUCGGUACAAAUUACGUAGGUUUUUUGCUUUCUCUUUUUUUUUUUGGAUUUGUCAAAAAAAAUUGGCUAGUCCAAAGAAAGGUUCAAAAUUUGUUCUUUUUUUGGCGAUGUGUGAAUUCUGUUGGUUUAGUUUGAAACUUUGGGAAAAUUAGAUUUUUUGUUGCAUUUUUAAAAUGAUUUCUUGCCUCAAAUGUUCAUCCUUAUCGUAAUUUUCAAAUUUUUCAAAGCCAGGAACUUUUUAAAGUUUAUGUUGAAAACCUCUUUGAAUCUGAAAACCUUUUGUUCGUUAGAAAAUAGAAACAUUUCAAGCUUUUGAUGAUAAAUUUUUGAACUUUUUCAUCCAGACUUUUCUGAACACCGGAAAUUGGAUUUUCCUUCAAUUUUUUCCAAAAAAAAUUCUGAAUGUCAUCCUUGAAAUCCACAACCUUUUUGAAUUUAUUUUGUAAUUGUCAGAUUUAAAGUUCAAAAUAUGUUAUUUGUCUGAUCAUCAGAUUUUUUUCAAAUUUUCUGAAAUCCAGAAUAUCAUUUCAAAAAUACCCUGAAAGAAAACUUUCCAAGCAUUUUUCUUUUUCGUUAAUCCACAUAACCAUAAAAACUAUAAUUUUCAAAGAACCCUCCCCCGAUUUUGGAAAAGCUUUCAUCUCUACCACAAGCCUUCACAAUUCUAUUUUGAUCCUCAUUUUUUUUUCAAUUUCAAAAUUUUCUAGUUAAUGCCACCAAAUGAGAGAGCAUCUUCAUCUCGUUUAUCGACAGGAUCUGCAUGGGACAGCUUUCGUUUAUCCGUCGUUUCAUUCUCAAAGGUUUGUGACAUUUUAAUUAUAUAUAUUUUUAUUUUUAAAACUACUGCCUGCCUACACAGUAUUUUGAUUCUAUUUUUGUUUUUUUUUUCUUUGAACAAGAAAAAAGAAAAACAUUUCUGUUUUGAACUAAAACAGAACAUCAUGGUGAGUCAAAGAAAAGAAUUAUCGAAGAAAAUUUUGAAGGUGAGUUCAGGAAGUAAUAAAAUUUGUAUAUCUUGUAUCCUUUCUCAUAAACGUCAUUUUUGAAAAUCCUACAAAAAUAAAUUGAGUGUUUUUUGUGGUUGCAUAAAUAAAUAAAGUUACAGCAAAAAUGUUGUUUUCUUUUUUUCGAAAUUGGAUAUUUUUUGAGAUUUGUUUGUUUUUCAGACCAAGAAUGCGAAGAAAAACUGAAAUUUUUAAUUAUUUCAGAUAUUUUUUCCAGCAUUUUAGGGUCUUUGAAGAUAUUUAUGUUUGAAAUCUCUUCAUUUUACAUUAAAAUCAUUAAAAUAUUAAAAAAUACAAGAUAAAUUGUUAGAGACAACGUAAAUUGAAGCGAGUGCAGACAUUUUUUUUGUAAAAUUUGCCUAUAUUUUGAUAUCUAGAGAUAACGUAAAAUUGAGAGAGUCUAGACAAAAAACCUGAAUUUUCCGGAAUCUCUCAAUUUCGAGUUGUCUAUAAUCAGAAUAAUAUUUUGUAUUUCUGACCUGCAAAAAAUCCCCAUUAUCAAAAUUUCUAACAAAAACCUGCAUUACUCCACUGGAAAUUUUUAAUCUUAUGUUAUUUCCCUAACAAAAUUAUAUCUAGAAUAACCUUUUCGAUUUAUAAUUGUACCUUUCUUUUUAUUUUAAAUAUACUUGAUUUCACUUUUGAAAAUUUCAGAGCUUCGAUGCAUCAAAAAACAUGAUUUAAUUAAAGUUGAUUGAACAAAUUAAUUACGUAACUUUCAUAAUUUCCAUUUCUAAAAAUAAUGAACUUGGUCCCAUCGAACCCUGAUUAUAUUGCGCCCGAGUAUCCUGAAAAUAUUUCAUGUUUCAAAACGGUAAGAGCUCAUUAAUUUUUUCUCCAUACAUAUUUAUGGAAAAAAUUUAUACUAAUUAAUCAUAUUCUUUUGAAUAAGAAAAAAGAGCAUCUUGAAAUACAUAUGAAUAAUUAAUUUGAUUCAUAUUUCUUUCUCAUUUUCAAGAAUGAAAAAAACUGCAAGACGAGUAAGUUUUACUAACCUUUUUUAUUAUAGGAAUCAAAAAUAACUCUGAAAUCAAUUUUUUCAGGUUUUCCUAGUCGCACCAUGUUCUCGCCACAAAUGCUGUCUGGGUUGUAUUUCUUUGAGCGAUGCUAUUCCACUGAUUUGUGUCGCGGAAAUCUUUACAAUGGGUUGGUCAAAAAAUUUUUUUCAAGAAAAAAAAUCAUGUUUUCAGUAUUCUUGACAAUGGUUGUUUUGGAUUUUUGGAUGACUGAUGGCAAAACUUUUUAUACAUUUUAUUUUGAAGGAUAUGGAAAUGAAAUUGCAUUAUGUUAUGCGAUAUUUUUAUUGGUCUCUCUUCCAAUUUUAUGUGAGUUAUUAGAAGUUAGGAUAAGCUAAAGGGGAUAGGUCGUGGCAUUAGAAUUUUAAAAGUACAUAAGAAUUAAGCAUGGUUUUGAGAUUCACAAAAAAUAUCUGGAUUUUCAAAAAUUAAAGAAACAUUAAGGGUCUCGAAACGAUUUAACAUAUUUUGGAGCAAGGCUUUAACACAAUAAAUAUUAAGUGUUUAAAGGUGCAUGCUAAGAGCACAUAAAUUUAAAGGAGCAUAGAAAAAUUCAGAAAAAAACGCACCCCCUUUAAAUUUAUAUUUUUUCAGUGUUCACUUUAUACUCUUGGUACAUCAAAAAGAAAUAUCUCUAUGUUUUCCACGUUCUCUGGCAAUGGACAGUAAUUGAAAUUCUAUUAUUCUACACUUAUAUUGUCUUCAAAUGGGUUCGAAUAUCUGGCGGAAAUCACAAAACCGGCAUUUUAAUACCAAGCGCAUUUGUUAUUGGAGGCGCUGCGUUUCUUGGUGCACUAAUUGAAUCCUGGUGGUAUGUACAUAUGCUAAUUAGUUUUUUUUUAAUUGCAUUCAGGUUGUUUGUCUUUGUUGAUGCAAUGUUUUUCGAGAAUCGUACAACUGAAAGGAAAUAUUCAUCUUCAGUUCAUAGCAAACGACAAUCUUCUUCACAUCACACAAGAGGAGUUAGUUUUUGUGCACACUUGAUUCUGUGUCUGAAGUGUACACAACUUUGUUAGCAAACUCUUCACAAAAUGUUUUUUUCCAGCUGGAUUACGAAUCCGAGGGAAGUGAUAGUCGCCGAAAUUCAGCCACGAUACCUAUAGUGAAAAUUGACCGCACACAAUCUGUUGAUUAUAUUGAUCCACACGAUGUAUACAGUGCAACUUCUUCUCGACAAUCUGCAGUUGAAAAUGUCUAG
Molecule: messenger RNA, 4151 nt
Organism: Caenorhabditis angaria
Lineage: Eukaryota; Metazoa; Nematoda; Chromadorea; Rhabditida; Rhabditidae
Source: the annotation of a GenBank genome assembly